Molecule: messenger RNA, 807 nt
Organism: Symbiodinium pilosum
Lineage: Eukaryota; Dinophyceae; Suessiales; Symbiodiniaceae
Source: the annotation of a GenBank genome assembly
GUUCUAUUCCCACCUGAAGAAGGGGAACGGUUUUGCCAUUGUGGCAUGCGUGUUGGAAUCUGCGACCCGCGACGAGCACGCGUUGCACAAAGCCGGGAUUGAGAAGGAUGUGAUAAAGAGCAUCAUGAAAGAAGAGAGCAUUCAGGGCUUUGCUGAGUGUGUCGUCGCUCCCUCUUGGUCAGAGGGUGUGAACUACAUCAUUCAGCUCAGUGGCAUUGGAGGCCUUUCUCCCAACACCGUCCUGGUGGAUUGGCCUAUGAAGUGGAAGAGCAAUCUGAAGAAGGCCAUGGAGUUCGUCAAUGUCCUGUCUGUGGCCUUGGCGGCUGAGAAGUCGGUCUUGGCUGUGAAGGGCUUGGAGGAAAUGCCGCUCAGCGCCGUGGUCGGCACAAUUGAUGUAUGGUGGAUGAUCCACGACGGCGGCUUCAUGAUCCUCCUCAGCUGGCUUUUGCUUCAGCAUCGCCUCUGGCGUCAGUGCCACAUCAGGAUCUUUACCAUCACAGAGGGCGUGUCCGAAGAGCGGGCGAAGAAUGCGGCGGAGCUGCUGACGCGCACGUUGCGCCAGCGAAGGUUGUUUGAAGUGGAUGUUGAGGUCGUCAUUGUCGAUGACGAGAUGAUCCAGCCUUACACGUACGACUGGACGCUCCGUGUGGACCAGCGCCAUAAGUUCGUGGAGCAGCUUCAUGGGUCGAAGGCCGCCAAAGACGGCAUCGACGCCAUCCCCCUGGAGAUCGACGACCUUUUCAAAAUGGAGGAGGCGGAGGAGCAAGGCAGAGGCAAAUCCAAGAAGAAGGAGCCCACGUCACCGAA